AUGUCAACAAAUCUAGCAAAUUACUUCGCCGGUAAGAAAGAUAUUGAAAACGAGCAUGUAAAUAGAAAUGCGAGCCAUGAAAGUAAUAGCAAAAGUGAUGUCAAAAUUAGUGGUAACGAUAACGACAACGACGAAGAUAUGGGGCCUUCAGUAUCGAUGGCUGUUCAAGCGAAAAAUGAUGAUGAUUUCCAUAAAUCAACUUUCAACCUUAAAAGAACAAGAUCAAUGGGCCUUCUUGAUGAAUAUAUUGACCCUACCAAGAAAUUGCUAGGAAGGUCAGACGACUUAUAUGAUAACGACAAUGAAUAUUAUGACAACUCAUCUAAUAAUUCUUCAAGCAAUUCUUCAGAUGAUGAUUAUGAUGACGGCUAUCAGGAACACUCAACCUCCGUUUCUCCACCGCCGGCGGAUAAUGAUAGCUACUUAAUUCCACAAGAUGAUAAUGACGUAGUGGUAGAGCCAGAAAGACAUGUUGACUAUCUGUCACAUGAAUGGAAAGAAUCAGAAAUUUCUAAUUCUUGGAAAUAUAUCAUCCUAAAGAAAAAGAAAAGAGAUGUUGAUCUAGUAAAUGCUGCUAGGUUAGAAAAUGCCUCAUGGAGAACAUGGGCAAAAGCAAGAAACAACUUGAAAACAGUGUCACCUGAAGUGGUUAAUUGGUCAAAAGAUUCUGAUGUGACUUGGCUAUAUGGCCCUAUUGUAAGAGAUUCUGAAGGUAAUGCCCAAAGUGAAGAAGAACAUGAUCUAGAAAGAGGAUAUGGUUCGGAUGAUGAAAAUUCCAAGAGAAUUUCAAUGCCCACUAAAAAUUCAAAGUCGAUCGCAGCUGCUCCGAAACCAAUUUUGAAGAAGAGAACCGUCACAGAAAUUAUAGAGGACAACGCUUUAUGGAAACUGAAUGAGGCAAGAAAACACAUGACAGAAAUGAAACAUGCUUCGGUAAUAAUGGAUCCCAAUGGCAACAAAAACGUCCAUGACGAUUUCGAUGCUCUGGCCGCUCAAGUUAACGCCCAGUACUACCAUUAUCCCAAAGAAUCGAACAGUAGCGUUAGUUUGAAGAGUCAACACUCUGACAAAAAAGAUAAUUCUACCAUACCGAAUCCUGUAGGAGAAAAUUCAAAUGGUGGCGGUGACAAGGGAGAAGAAGACCUGCAUUUAAAGUCAGCGCUUCAUGUUCAAAACAAUAGGUCAACGGCACAAUCAAACAAAAGCAUACUAGAAAAUAGUACCAAUGAUCGUAAGGCUAACUUGGAUCAAAACCUAAAUUCUCCUGAUAAUAAUAGGUUCCCCUCCUCAACAUCUUCCUCCAAUAGAGAUAAUGAAAACAAUUCCAUGGGAUUAUCAUCAAUAUUAACCUCAAACCCAAGUGAAAAAUCUAACAAACCUACUAAAAAUAGACAUAUACAUUUUAAUGACAGGGUGGAACAAUGUAUGGCACUACGAUAUCCAGCUUCACAAUCGGAGGAUGAUGAAAGCGAUGAUGAAAAUAAACAAUAUGUUGAUGUUAAUAACAAUGCGAACGUUACAACAAUAAACAACAAUAGGACUCCAUUGCUAGCCAUUCAGCAUAAAUCUAUUCCUAUCAACUCCGCAACUGAACAUUUGAACAAAAAUACUAGCGACGAUGAUACAUCCUCACAAUCAUCAUCUUCAUCACAUUCUGAUGAUGAAGAACACGGCGGCCUUUACAUAAAUGCAAGAUUUUCCAGGAGGUCUGACUCUGGAGUUCAUUCACCAAUAACAGAUAAUUCCUCUGUGGCUUCAUCUACUACUUCCAGAGCUCAUGUACGUCCCAUAAUAAAGUUGCUUCCUGAUACCACUUUGAAUUAUGGAUCAGACGAAGAAUCUGAUAAUGGCGAAUUUAAUGGGUAUGGUAAUGCUGUGUCACAUAACGUCAAUACCUCCAGAGGCUAUGAUUACAUAUACGAUUAUAACUCGGUCUACACUGGUGAUACUUCCAGUUUUUUACCAGUAGAUUCAUGUGACAUUGUAGAUGUUCCUGAAGGAAUGGACUUACAAACAGCCAUUGCAGAUGAUAAUGCAUCAAACUAUGAAUUUAACAAUGCGGUAGAAUCCAAGGAAAAACAUGUUCCACAACUACACAAAGCUUCAGCAAAUAAUACAACACGUCAACAUGGAUCGCAUAUGUUAUUAUAUGACGACGACAAUUACAGCUCUUCAUCAGAUAGCGAACAGCAAUUUAUUGAAGACUCACAAUACAAUAGUAGCGACGACGAAGAGGAAGAAGAUGACGAUGACCAAGAAGUAGACGAUAACCACGAUGAAGGACUUUCACUGAGGAGAACAUUGUCACUUGGGAAAUCAGGAUCUACCAAUUCUUUGUACGAUCUAGCACAACCAUCACUCUCUUCGGCAACUCCUCAACAAAAAAAUCCUACUAAUUUUACAGGGGGUAAAACUGAUGUAGACAAAGAUGCACAACUGGCUGUCAGGCCGUAUCCGUUGAAGCGCAAUUCCUCUUCAGGGAACUUCAUAUUCAAUUCAGAUAGUGAAGAAGAGAGUAGCAGCGAGGAGGAACAAAGACCAUUACCCGCUAACAGUCAGCUGGUUAAUCGAAGCGUAUUGAAAGGCAGUGUGACACCAGCAAACAUAUCAUCUCAGAAGAAAAAAGCCCUUCCAAAGCAGCCAAAAGCGUCCGAUAGUUCACAAAGCUUUAGAAUUGUAAAUAAUACUCCUUCACCAGCCGAAGUGGGGGCGAGUGAUGUUGCCAUAGAGGGUUAUUUCUCUCCUAGAAAUGAAUCUAUCAAGUCUGUUGUUUCCGGGGGAAAUAUGAUGGACCAUCAAGAUCACUCAGAAAUGGACACUUUGGCAAAAGGAUUUGAAAACUGCCAUAUAAAUAAUGCUAGUAAGCUAAAGGACAAGAAAGUUGAUAGCGUGCAAACCACUAGAAAAGAAGCGUCUUUGACGGAUUCGAGUAAUGAAAGCUUACACAAAGUGGUGCAGAAUGCAAGAGGUAUGGCAAGCAAGUACUUGCACUCUUGGAAAAAGAGUGACGUCAAGCCACAAGAAAAUGGAAAUGACAGCAGUUAG
Saccharomyces cerevisiae S288C is the source of this 3045-nucleotide messenger RNA. RefSeq names its product protein phosphatase regulator REG1 (gene REG1). The record is from RefSeq and is marked reviewed. Lineage: Eukaryota; Fungi; Ascomycota; Saccharomycetes; Saccharomycetales; Saccharomycetaceae. The coding region runs from base 1 to 3045 and encodes 1014 amino acids. The transcript has a single exon. Gene Ontology annotation, cellular component: vacuole; nucleus.